AUGUCUCAUUGUCUUAAUAAGUUGCAAAUCCCUGAUACAUAUCUUCCAAUUAUAGAAGUUGAGAGUGACACUCAGAAUAAUAAUGUAUGUGAAGAAUGCACCCAACUUAUACACCAAACGUAUCAGACAAUGCUUGAGACUGAGAUACAAACAUGAGGAAGAGUUAAACCAAUUCAUGAUGAAAAUCUUCUUAGAACUCGUCAAAAACUCCGAGAUUUUGUCAUUAAUGUCUAUAAGCAAAUUGCAAAAUCAUUGAAUAUAAACAAAACAUUGACAGGAAUUAAUAGCUCAGUGAUUCACAUUUGAGUGACUUAUAUUGACAUUAUCCUCUCAAAUCAUCAGGUUUCCAAACCUGAGUAUAAACUCCUUGCUCUCAGCUGUCUAUCAAUAGCUGCUAAAUUCGAGGAGGAUGAUCCAAAUCUCCCUUUAGCGCAUGAAUUCAUAAAGUUUAGUGGAUUAAAAAUUGAUAGGAAAAUAUUUAUCCAGAAAGAAGGGGAAAUCCUUCAAAAAUAUCUCAAUUGGGAUCUCAAUGUGACAACUGUUUACCAUUUCGCUCAAUCAUUAAUCUCAAUGGGUAUUAUAUUCACAAACGAUACUGUAAAAGGCAGCCAGAUUGGAGAAAAACAGCUCAAAUAUAUGAAGAAGAGAGUUAUGUUUUUCGUAGAUCUCAGCUCUGAGUGAAACAAAUUGCGCAAAAAUAUUCUCACAGAAACUUCAGGCUUCAUCAGUUCAAGAAGUAAAAGCAAGAAUAAAUUAAUCUUCAAUGAUUCUAUCAAGUUCACACCUUCAAUAAUAGCAGUUGCUUGAAUUAUUUGAGCAAGAAAGAUGAGCAAAUUUGAUAAUUUAUGGAAUCCAAAAUUAACUGAAUUCACAGGGUAUCAAGACCCAUUUAAAAUAAAAGGGGUUCUUAAAGAUUGCUUCGAACUCAUGUGGGAAUUCUAUGUUGAAACAUACAAAUUCCUAAAGCAACAACAAAGUGAGAGAGUGAUGACUCAAAGAGCCCAAAGGACUCAAAACUCAACGAACAACAUUCAAAGCCACUUGAACACAGCUCGGAACCAAAAUUCGAAAUUAAAAAUACCAAAUCUAAAUUUGAAUUCUCUCAAUUUUGUUAAGGAGAAGUUUUUAGAAAACAAAAACUUCCAGAUUAAAAGUAAGAUAAAAUAAGUUGGAUUGAAAUAAGUGCGACCUACCUCUCCAAAUUACCCAAAGAAGCAACAUCAGGAGCCAGAAGGAGAUAGAACUAGAUGUGAACAACAAGAUUUAAGAAAUUACAACACUCUUUAAACAUGAAGACUAAUAGAAAACAUCAGCAAAGUUAUUGUCCUUCGUUCGCAAAUUCUCAUAUACAGAAAUCUGAGAGGAAUCAGUGUUUUAAGCCUUUACUUCGCAGCAAGAGCGUGAAGGAGAAGAUUAGAGGUCAAAACUCCCAAAUACACAAAACAGAACUCUUUGCAAAUGCAUCAGGAAGAGGAAGGUCUACCAAUCACUUCUUAGUUAAGAAGAAUAUGGCUUUGAAUAAAAAGUCUAAAGCCCUGGUAAACCUAGAGUCUGCGAUACACAAGAAUAUUCCUGAGAUGUUUAAGAAGAGAACGCAUAAUCGAAGUGUAGCGGGAAGCAAGAGUUAUAUACACCACAAUAUGUCAAAGGAUGUCAUUGGGCCACCCAAGAUAGAUAUUAGCUCUAUUUUAAACACCAAAUCUAAUGGAGGAUGUCUAACAGAAAGGAAUAAUUUUAGCAGAGAUAAAGCAAAUAAUCCUAAAAUCUCUCUUAAAUCUAAAAAUUUCAACUUAAAAUUAUCAAAAGGAAACCUUCAGAAAGUAAGGUCAUUGAAAAACAAGACCAGGCAAUUGAGAAAGAAUUCAUAUGAAAAUAUAAAUGCUAGCAAGCCCAAGAUUAGAAAUGACACACAAAUUCCUAAAAUCUUCAGGAAAAUUAAGAAAGAAAUCCCAAUUCUUAAGAUAGCGAGUGACCAAAAAUGGCAGCAAUAUAGUGUGAAAGAACUCACCACAGAAUUCUCAAAUGGAUAUGUAGACAAGAAUGAAACUGCUACUACAGCUAAAAAUAUUAAGAAGAGAGGUGUGGAGAAGUACAUCAAAAAUUCCCUUAUAUCAAUGUCAAAUAUGAUUAAAAAUACUAGCAGUAGAACUUCAAGGAAGAAGUUGCUGUCUAGUCGUAAAACAGCCAAGCAAAACUCAUCUAAGAAGAAAUCUAAGAAUAAAAUCAGCUUGCUAAAUUACUCAAAAACCAGCAAGAAUAGUCAGAGCAAUAUUUACCAAAAUUUCAGCACACAGGAUAUAAAGCAAAAGCCUGGUAGCUCCUACAAUCCCAUGUUUGUUCUGCCUAAAGAUAAGAGGAGAAACCUUUGAAAUAAUACAAGUCUUAAAAGACUAGGAGAUUCUAGUGUAUUUGGAAAGAACCAAGAGAAUGUCCCUCCUCAAUCACUCAAUACUACAAGAAACAACUUGAGUCAAUGAGGUUUGUUCAGGCAAAGAUCUACUCGCAAUUUCAUGAAGAAUAUGAAAGUGAUAAAUCCAGGUACUCAGAAAACCGACUUGGAGAGCACAUUGAAGCUAUACUGUGAUGACCUUGGUGCCAAUUCAGUGAGUCAUAACUACUCAAAUAUGUCUUUAUGCCAUACAAAGAAGAGGAAAGAGGCAUCAGUUUACUACAAAAGACUUAUUAGGUAA
Messenger RNA from Moneuplotes crassus, 2690 nucleotides. The record is from the annotation of a GenBank genome assembly. Lineage: Eukaryota; Ciliophora; Spirotrichea; Euplotida; Euplotidae.